AUGGAUUUGAGCAUGGCUCCGGCGAACACGUUCUGCAGCGCCAUGGAGAACGCAGUCGAGUUCUGCUCCCCUUGUGCUGACGUGGCAUUCUGUGCCUCGGCGGACGUGGCAUUUGACGUCUCUGCUGACGUGGCGUCUGGUGUCUCCGCUGGCGUGGGUCUUGCUGCCUCCACGCCCUCACGCCCACACUCUCUGGAUUGGCACUCUCGAGCGCCCUCUGCUGGCGGCGAUGAGCCUUCCUCCUCCAAAGCACCCUCUGGUGCUGAUAAGGCGCCACCCCCUACAGUGCGAUCUGCUGGUGCUGACGUGUCAGCAUCCAGAGCGGACUGUAGAGACGCUGACGUGUCGGAAUCGGCUUUUAAGUCUGACUGGAGUGUGGCGGGUGUGUGCUGGUCCGUGGGCGGUGCUGGUGGAACGCUCCUGCCUGUGGGGGUGGAGGUGGGGGGUUGA
Closterium sp. Yama58-4 is the source of this 450-nucleotide messenger RNA. The record is from the annotation of a GenBank genome assembly. Lineage: Eukaryota; Viridiplantae; Streptophyta; Zygnematophyceae; Desmidiales; Closteriaceae.